This is a messenger RNA of Heterobasidion irregulare TC 32-1, 3806 nucleotides long. RefSeq lists its product as uncharacterized. The transcript has 9 exons. Gene Ontology annotation, molecular function: RNA polymerase II CTD heptapeptide repeat phosphatase activity. Gene Ontology annotation, cellular component: nucleus. The record is from RefSeq and is a predicted model, not a curated record. Lineage: Eukaryota; Fungi; Basidiomycota; Agaricomycetes; Russulales; Bondarzewiaceae. Bases 1 to 3102 code for a protein of 1033 amino acids.
AUGGCCUCCUCCACACCCACCCCGCUCUCCCUCCCCCCCCAUCUCCCCUACCCCCUCUCCGUCCUCUCGCUCCACGCUGGGCCAGGCGACACCGUCGCACGCGGCGACCGCCUCCUCACAUACUCCUUCGCCGCUAACGCACCGGGCGCGCCCCCGGACAUCCGCUUCGGCACAUGGGACUCCCCCCUCGACGGCGUCCUCGCCCGCUGGAACAUCAGCGAGCGCGACAUCGUCUCCGCGCGCAGGGCACACGGCACACCCGCCCUCCUCGUACAAGAGCAGUGCAAGCACGAGGUCCAGAUGGGCGGCCUCUGCGCCAUCUGCGGAAAGGACAUGACCAGCUUCGACUACACGGGCUUCUCAGACGCCUCCCGCGCCUCCAUCCAGAUGACGCACUCCGCCAACGGCCCCACCGUCUCCCUCGAAGAGGCCCGCCGCAUCGACCGCGAGUCUGCCCAGCACCUCCUCAACUCCCGCAGGCUCUCCCUCAUCGUCGACCUCGACCAGACGAUCGUGCAUGCCACCGUCGAUCCCACCGUCGGCGAGUGGAUCGCAGAGGGCGAGGCUUGGGAAGCUCGCAGGGCAAAGCGCAUCGCCGCCGCAAAGCGCUCCCCGGCAGACGGUGACCCUGGCCCCGACCCCGACCCAGAUCCUGACCCCGACCCCGAACCAGACGGCGACGGCGGCGGCGACGACGACGACGACGUCAAUCCAAACUGGGAGGCCCUCAAGGACGUCAAAAAAUUCAGACUCGGCCCAGAGUCCUUCGCCGCCCUCCCCGGCCGCAAUCCCCGAUUCCUCCCCAAGGAAAAGGCCAUCGAGAACCAGGGCUGCCUCUACUACGUCAAGCCGAGACCCGGUUGGCAGGAGUUCCUCACCAGCACAGCGACCAAGUAUGAAAUGCACGUUUAUACAAUGGGUACGCGCGCUUACGCUGAGGAAGUGUGUGCCGCUAUCGAUCCCGACGGCAAGUACUUUGGCGGUCGUCUCCUCAGCCGCGACGAGAGCGGCAGUAUGACCCAGAAGAGCCUCCAUCGCCUUUUCCCCGUAGACACCUCCAUGGUCGUCAUCAUCGAUGAUCGCGCCGACGUCUGGGAGUGGAGCCCCAAUCUCGUCAAGGUCAUCCCUUAUGAUUUCUUCGUCGGCAUCGGCGACAUCAACUCGGCCUUUCUGCCCAAAAUCGACCCCUUCUCGGCCGUCGUCCCGAGCGACAGAGCCCCCCCACCUGCCCCGUCCUCGCCCACCCUCUCCGAUGCGUCCUCAGACACCCUCGUCUCUUCGUCCUCGCAAGACGACCCCGGCGUCUCCACUCUCGAGGCGGAGGAAAAGGCGGAGGCGCUCAACAAAACGAUGAUCACGCAGAACUCGCUCGCCCUCGAGGCGCAGGUCGAGCAGCGGCCGCUCGCACGGAAGCAGGAGGAGCUGCAAGAGUCUGCGUCCGACGAGCCCGCUCCCGAGCAGCCCAGCGCCGCCGCCGCCGCCGCCGCCGUGCGCACUGAAAAGGAGGCUCCUCCCAAAGAGAAGCACGCGCGCAAGGCGCUGUUGCGGAACGACGACGUCGAGCUGGAGCGCGUCGCCAAGCUCCUGGACGAGGUGCACAAGCGGUUCUUCGACGCGUACGACCGGCGGCCGCCCGACAGCCACCACGUGAAGAACUACGCGCACGCACACGCGCCCGGCGCCACUCUGCGCCUGAACCGCUCCGCGGACAUCUACGACGCCACGCGCAUCAUCCCGCGCAUGCGGAUGGAGACGUUCAAGGGCGUGCACAUCGUGUUCUCGAGCGUGAUCCCGCUCGACACGCGCCCCGAGACGACGGAGAUAUGGCGCAUGGCGCGCGCGUUCGGGGCGACCUGCCACACCGAGCUCUCGAGCAAGGUCACCCACGUCGUCGCCGCAAAGCGCGGCACGGUGAAGGUGGACACGGCGCGGAAGCGCGGGAUCUGCGUCGUUUGGGUCGCGUGGUUCACGGACUCGGUCGCGCGCUGGGCCCGGCAGGACGAGGCGCCGUACCUGAUGGCGGACCCGCCGCGGCGCGCGCGCACGGGCGCAGGCGCGGGCGGCGGCGGAGACGAGCAGCAGGAGCAGGAGCAGGAGCAGGAUCAAGAUCAGGAAGGGACGGACACGGCGAGCUCGUCGCCUGUGCUCGAGGCGCAGCAGAUUUCGUCUGACCCGGAGCCGGACGCUGAUGACUGGGAUACGGAGCCGGGGGCGCGGGGCGAGGAGGGCGGCGCCGCGGGGGCUGGGGCGCGGGGGGACGUGAAGGCGCGGGGGCGGGUAGGGGUGCUGGCCGCGUCUGGCUCGGGGAGCGCGUCGGAGACGGGGAGCGAGGACGGGAGCGAGGACGGCGGCGGGGGUGGAGGCGCGGGCAGCGGCGGAAGCGCGAUCCAGGCGCUGUUGGCGGCGGAGAUGCCGUCCGAGGCGUCGGGGGAGGAGGCGCGGCGGCUGGACGAGGUGGAUUGGGCGCUGAUGAGCAACGAGGUGGACGAGCUGAUGAACGAGAGCGAGGACGAUGAGGAGGGGGAGGGGGACGAAGGCGAGGGUGCGGAACUGGAUACGGACGAGUCGAAUAGUGUCGUUAGCAGCGCGACGUCGACGCCGCGGACGAAGCGCAAGCGGGUACGCAGCGUGACGCCGUCCGACGGCGGCGGCGGCGGCGGCGUGAACGGGGGCGCGGACGGCGGCGAGGAGGACGACGAGCUGCGCUCGCCGCUUGCGAAGCGGAAGAAGCUCGUGGAGGAGCGGCGCAACUCGUCGAAGCUGCGUGAGGCGUUCUCCGUUGACGAGCUGCACGCGCGCGAGAUCGAGAUGGAUGGUGCUGGAGGGGCGGGCGUGCAGGUUGGGGCUGGGGACGGGGCUGGGGUCGGAGGACUACAGGCGCCUGUGCUUGGGGUGGUUGCGGAGGAGGAAGAAGAGGAGGAGGAGGUUGCGAGCGGUGGGAAAGCGGAAAAAGAGGAGGAAGAGGAGGACGAGGAAGACGAAGACGUCGACGAUGACGACGACGACGACGACGAUAGCGACGAUAGUGAUGAUGACGACGAGGAGGAAGACGACGACGAUGACGACUUUUUGGCGCGCGAGCUGCAGGAGGAGCUGGGAUGACCGGUCGACGCGUCGGUCGGCCCUUGCCUGCUUUCUGCGCGCGCGCGCGGGCGUGCGGCUUCGCUGCGUGAUCUUUUCAUCUGGUUGGGUUGCUCUCAUUACUAGGCUGUAUCCACUAUCGGUUCCUCUCGGGCUCGGCUGGGCUCUCCCGUCACCCUCCUCUUCCGCAUCUCUUCGUUCUCGCCCGCAUUUCCUCGCUCGGCCACAUCGGAUCUCACGGCUGCUACAUCGGCCCACACGGUUUCUUUCCAUCAUCAUCACUAUCAUCACCAUCAUCACCAUCAUCCCUUUUAUCUCUUUUGACCUUCUUUCUUUCUCUGGCAACCGUGUUUAUUUUAUUUGCUGACUCGGGUCGGAGCGAUGUAGCGAUGUAUAUAUAUAAAUGAACGACGCCCGGAGUACGUGCUGUAGACAAUCGAGAUGGGUACCUGAACGAGGCCGUAGCGUACACCACACCACACCGCGCUGCGAUCUGCCCCUUUCCCCCGCCAUCACGCGCGCGCUCGGAGCUCCGCGCAGUACGCGCGCCAGAGAUCAUCGACGCUCGACCCCGUCAGAUGGUGGAACACCGCGUCGUCGUACGCGGGGCCCACACUGACGCUGCUCGCCGCGUCGGAGCCGGAGUCGAGGGCGGCGUUGAGGGCGGGGACGGUGCGCGGGCCGUGGCGCGCCUCGAGCCAGGCGAGGAAGUACGCGGUCGCGUC